UGUUACAUCCUAAUAGUCCCCCACAGUCUUGUUCGAGAACGCACGCACAGUGGCACACAUCGGCAAAAGUAGUUGUUAUUUUCGAUCACCUUAUUGCAUUUCCAGGUGUCUGGUGUGACUGCAGUGGAGAGAUAUGCAAAAACAAAUGUCUGGGAGGAAUGGUCUUCCUCUCCACUCUCUGCGCCUCAUGGUCCCACCACUGCGGCUGGUCUCAGCUGCCAUCUGGCAGACGGUCCAGCAGAGACACGUGAUGGAUUAUGGGAUGCUGGAUGAGUUUGUUACCAUGGUCACAGAGAUGGUUCCAGAGCUUCUGAAUCACAGCCAGAGGGCCCAACUUAUUCUGGGUCUUCGAGCGCGGCUGGUCCUAGAGUUGUGUCGCUCCAAGCCGAUCACAGACCUCCAGACCAUUCAGCCACACCUGGACAGGAUACAGACCCUCACACCUCUCUGGGGGACACUGGCGACUGAUGCAGAGGUUGGAUUAUCUGAAUCCAACUUUCUGGGGCUGGUUCAAACCCUUCUGAAAGACCCUGAUGAGAGGAAUCAUUUCUUCCAGGAUGUUUUUCCUGUAGAAUUUGGUCCCAGUUAUGACGCAGCCAUACAGAAUCUCAUGUGGCAAUUUCUUUCGAGACUUGAGAAGCUACUUCCUGUAUCAAACUUCCAACAGGCUGCCUUGUUGCUCAGCGAUGUUGCCUCUGUUCUGGAGGAAUGUGUUGAGUCUGUGUCUCACCCUCAGCAGAUGAAUAUCCUGCUUCAGUACCACAGAGACCUUGGCCCGCUGGACAACCAUGACCCUCCAUCUUCCACCGAUGGGGACUGCAUUCUCUCAGCUCUCUGUCUUCCUCCUGUGGAACGGGUGGUGAUUGCAACGGAGGUGGAGAAAGAAGGAACAAGUCCCUCUCUUCCUCUCCCCUCUCUGCGCCUCAUGGUUCCACCACUGCGGCUGGUCUCAGCAGCCAUUUGGCGAACGGUCCAGCAGAGACACGUGAUGGAUUAUGGGAUGCUGGAAGAGUUUGUUACCAUGGUCACAGAGAUGGUUCCAGAGCUUCUGAAUCACAGUCAGAGGGCCCAACUUAUUCUGGGUCUUCGAGCACGGCUGGUCCUAGAGUUGUGUCACUCCAAGCCGAUCACAGACCUCCAGACCAUUCAGCCACACCUGGACAGGAUACAGACCUUCACACCUCUCUGGGGGACACAGACUGAUGAUGGAGAUUUAUCAGACUCCAACUUUCUGGGUCUGAUUCAAACCUUGCUAAAAGACCCAGAUGAGAUGGAACACUUCUUUCAGGUCAGUGUGGCUGUGCGUAUACUAGUACAGAAGUGCAGUCUCACAGUCCAGCUUAUUCAGUGGUCACUGUAGGAGAAAAAUUAGACACAUGGAUAACUUAUAAAGACAUAAGACAGCUGAACAGUAAAAUAACAGACCACAUGAAGAGAAGAGACACAUAGUCUGCUGAUUCCAUUAAGUGCAUACUGACCAGACAGAUAGGUGCCUAAAGAAAUUGGACACUAGACACAUAGUCUGCUGAUUCUUUAAAGAGAUACACCUGUCAGAGAAAUAUGUGUUUAGGGCACUUAGACCCACUAGACGUAUAGUCUGACCAUUCCAUUACGUACAUACAUGUCAGACACCUAGGCGCCUGAAGCAAUUGGAUACACUGGGAUAGAGGGUCCGGCAACCAUUAUAAACUAAUUGAAAGCAGAUGGUGGUGAAUGACUUCAUAGGAGGAUGGGCAUAAGACUAUGUGGAUAUAAAAUGUUGGAGCGGGGUUGGGAAGCGGGGUGUGUUCCGCGGACAUUCCAGAUGGCUAUACAAUUGUAAUAAAAGCAUGUUUUGAUUUCACAAGUUCUGAAAAGCGUUAUAUUUGAACAGAUUUUCCACGACAUCACCAAAUUUUUCUGCGUUAAGAUCACUUUCUGAGUCAAAAUGCAAGCCGAGAUCUACUGCUCGGAUUUUUAUGUAUUUUUAAUGACUUUAAAAAAGUAAGCCUAUGCAACAACCUCUUUGGGCUAGGGGGCAGUAUUUUAACGUCUGGAUGAAAAGUGUGCCCAAAGUAAACUGCCUGCUACACAGGCCCAGAAGCUGGGGUAUGCAUAUUAUUAGUAGAUUUGGAUAGAAAACACUCUGAAGUUUCUUAAACUGUUUGAAUAAUGUCUGUGAGUAUAACAGAACUGAUUUGGCAGGCGAAAUCCCGAGCACAAUCCAUCCAGGGUAAAACAUUUGAGGUCAAUGUGUUUUCCAUUAGGUUUCUAUGGGAAACCCUUUUUAAUAGGAAUCGGGGUUGGAGUUCCUAUGGCUUCCACUAGAUGUCAACAGUCUUUAGAAUUUGGUUGAUGUUCUUCCUUUGAGAAAUGAAGAAGUAGUCCUGUUCUUUCCAUGUGUCACUCAGAUGGACUCCAGUCUUUUGUUGCGCGUGACCUGGAACGAGCUUCAUGUUGUUUUUAUCCAGAAUGAUGUCUGUGAGUAAAACAGAACUCAUAUGGCAGGCAAAAACCUGAGAAAAAAUCCAAACAGGAAGUGGGAAAUCUGAGGUUUGUAGUUUUUCAACUCUUUGCCUAUCCAAGAUAGGAAGUGCAAUCAGACCAAAUUUACACUAAGGCUUCCACUAGAUGUCAACAGUCUUUAGAACCUUGUUUGAUGGUUCUACUGUGAAGGAGGGGGGAAUGGGAGCUGAAUGAGUCAGAGGUCUGCCAGAGUGGCAUGAGCUGAUCACGUGGGCUCACGUGAGAGUUAGCUGCAUUCCAUCGCAUUUCUACAGACAAAGGAAUUCUCUGGUUGAAACAUUAUUGAAAAUUCAUGUUAAAAACAUACUAAAGAUUGAUUCUAUACUUCGUUUGACAUGUUUCUACGAACUGUAAUAUGACUUUUCGUCUAAACUUUCGCAUGGACUUUCCGCGCCUCAUGAGUUUGGAUUGUGUACUAAACGCGCAAACAAAAAGGAGGUAUUUGGACAUAAAUGAUGGACUUUAUCGAACAAAUCAAACAUUUAUUGUGGAACUGGGAUUCCUGGGAGUGCAUUCUGAUGAAGAUCAUCAAAGGUAAGUGAAUAUUUAUCUAUUUCUGACUUCUGUUGACACCACAAAAUGGCGGAUAUCUGUAUGGCUUGUUUUGUUCUCUGAGCGCUGUACUCAGAUUUAUUGGAUGGUGUGCUUUUUCGGUAAAGCUUUUUUGAAAUCUGACAGCGGUUGCAUUAAGGAGAAGUGGAUCUAAAAUUCCAUGCAUAACACUUGUAUCUUUUAGCAAUGUUUAUUAUGAGUAUUUCUGUAAAUUGAUGUGGCUCUCUGCAAAAUCACUGGAUGUUUUGGAACUACUGAACAUAACGCGCUAAUGUAAACAGAGAUUUUUGGAUAUAAAUAUGAACUUUAUCGAACAAAACAUACAUGUAUUGUGUAACAUGAAGUCCUAUGAGUGUCAUCGGAUGAAUAUCAUCAAAGGUUAGUGAUUAAUUUUAUCUCUAUUUCUGCUUUUUGUGACUCCUCUCUUUGGCUGGAAAAAUGGAUGUGUUUUUCUGUGACUAGGUACUGCCCUAACAUAAUCGUUUGGUGUGCUUUCGUCGUAAAGCCUUUUUGAAAUCGGACACUGUGGCUGGAUUUACAACAAGUUUAUCUUUAAAAUGAUGUAAAAUACUUGUAUGUUUGAGGAAUUUUAAUUGUGGGAUUUCUGUUUUGAAUUUGGCGCCCUGCAAUUUCACUGGCUGUUGUUGAGGUGGGACGCUAGCGUCCCGAAUAUCCCAGAGAGGUUAACUAACCUCCAGACGAGCUUCAAUGCCAUACAACACUCCUUCCGUGGCCUCCAACUGCUCUUAAAUGCAAGUAAAACUAAAUGCACACUCUACAACUGGUCGCUGCCCGCACCUGCCCGCCCGUCCAGCAUCAGUACUCUGGACGGUUCUGACUUAGAAUAUGUGGACAACUACAAAUACCUAGGUGUCUGGUUAGACUGUAAACUCAGACUCACAUUAAGCAUCUCCCAUCCAAAAUUAAAUCUAGAAUCGGCUUCCUAUUUUGCAACAAAGCAUCCUUCACUCAUGCUGCCAAACAUACCCCCGUAAAACUGACCACCCUACCGAUCCUCGACUUCGGCGAUGUCAUUUAGAAAAUAGCCUCCAACACUCUACUCAACCAAUUGGAUGCAGUCUAUCACAGUGCCAUCCGUUUUGUCACCAAAGCCCCAUAUACUACCCACCCCUUUGACCUGUACACUCUCGUUGGCUGGCCCUCGCUUCAUACUCAUCGCCAAACCCACUGGCUCCAGGUCAUCUACAAGUCUCUGCUAGGUAAAGCCCUGCCUUAUCUCAGCUCACUGGUCACCAUAGCAGCACUCACCCAUAGCACGCGCUCCAGAUGAUAUAUCUCACUAGUCACCCCCAAAGCCAAUUUCUCCUUUGGCCGCCUUUCCUUCCAGUUCUCUGCUGCCAAUGACUGGAACGAACUGCAAAAAUCACUCAAGCUGGAGACUCAUAUCUCCCUCACUAGCUUUAAGCACCAGUUGUCAGAGCAGCUCACAGAUCACUGCACCUGUACAUAGCCCAUCUGCAAAUAGCCCAUCUAACUACCUCAUCCCCAUACUGUAUAUAUUUAUUUCUUGCUCCUUUGCACCCCAGUAUCUCUACUUGCACAUUCAUCUUCUGCACAUUAAUCACUCCAGUGUCUAAUUGGUAUAUUGUAAUUACUUCGCUACCAUGGCCUAUUUAUUGCCUUACCUCCCUUAUCUUACCUCAUUUGCACACACUGUAUAUAGAUUUUCUUCAACUGUAUUAUUGACUGUAUGUUUUGUUUAUUCCAUGUGUAACUCUGUGUUGUUGUAUGUGUCGAACUGCUUUGCUUUAUUCUUGGCCAGGUCGCAGUUUAAAUGAGAACUGGUUCUCAACUAGCCUACCUGGUUAAAUAAAGGUGAAAAAAAGAUAUAAUUAAAACUUUGCUGUGCUUUCGAGGAUUUUUUUCAAUGUAUGGUGCGAGGAAACUGUGCAGACACGUUGAUCUGAGCUUUCUGAUUGGCCAGCGGUAGGCCUAUAGGUGCACUUGAUUUGCUGUCUGGGCCUGUCAGGUAUGCAGAGUUCUACCUUCAGACACAUGAAAUGGUUCAAAAAGGGAACACUUUACCUUCCCGGGAGUAGGGCUGCUGAAUCAAGUGCACCUGCCAUCAACAACUCAAGGCUUUAUCGUUGUUUUUGUUUUUUACAGAAAUGUUUGGUGAUCGACUAAGAAUGCCAGUCGCUAUCGACCGGUUGGUGAACAUUGAUCUUAUUUAUAAACAAUGCUGACCAAUGUUGACCUUUUUCCAAGGUCUGCUUUUAUUCUGCUUCCAAGGUCUCCUUUUAUUCUGUUUACGGCUGUAUGCUUCCAUGUGAGUUGCAGAUUACACUUUUUCUUAUACCAAAUGUGUUUUCUUUUAUACUAAUUUCUUAUUCUCUAUUAGGAUGUUUUUCCUGUGGAAUUUGGUCCUAAGUAUGAUGCCGCAAUAGAGAAACUCAUGUGUCAGUUUCUUUCAAGACUUGAGAAGCUACUUCCAGUAUCAAAUUUUCAACAGGCUGCAUUCCUGCUCAGUGAUGUCCCCUCUGUUCUGGAGGAAUGUGUUGAGUCCAUGUCUCACCCUCAGCAGCUGAAAACCCUGCUUCAGUACCACAGAGAUCUCGGCCAGCUGGACAACCAUGAUACUCUGUCUUCCACCGACGGGGACUGCAUUCUCUCUGCUCUCUGUCUCCCUCCUGUAGAAAGGGUGAUUGCAACAGAACAGACAGAAUCAGAAACACCAGUGUCAUCCUUGAAUGUCUUCAUGGAUACAUUCAGCAAAGAGUUGGAGGUGGACUCUGCAACACUGACAGAGUACACAGAGAUGGAACCGGGGACAAGUAUGGAUGUAGUAGAAAGAGAGGAGAGGGUGGAAUGUGAGAGAAACAACAAACUAUCUAUAGAGUUUGCUGACCCUGUGGACCAUGAGGACAUGGAGGUUCAUGCCGGUAAUGAAGAAGAGAAGGUUGUGGGGAUUGGACCAGUAAAAGAUGAGACGGAAGAUAUUGUUGAAGAGGUGGACUCAAGGUACGAAACCGUGAUGGUUAUUGGGGCAGAUGGGGUGGCGCAGACUUAUGAAGAUUUAAGUGUCAAAAGGAAGAGAUCUUUCAGAAAGCCUAAAAUAAAGACACAAAGCCAGUGGAAGUCAUGGAGAACAAGUUACAAGCAUAGACGUGUCUGAUGCGAUCAUAUCCUCCAUGCUUCACAAGCCUUUAGUGAAGCUACAAAGGAUUGACUCUACUAACCUGAUGUUGCCCUGUAGACCAGUUAGACAAAACAGCUGAAAACAUUGCUAGCACGAGAAUGUAAACAAACCGAAACAGAAUUGACUGAAGAAAAAACAUUAGAGCGGUGCAGACAUGAAGCGGCACCAGAAAAUCCACACACGCCCAUUUCAGUGUCUCCAGUGUAGGAAGCGCUUCCAGUGCCAUUUUGAUCUGACGAGACAUCAGCAAAAUAUGUGUAAAGUAGUUGUGUCAAAACCUAAAGGUAAAACACCAAAGCAGCUCAAAGGAAAUGACAAAAGACCUGAAAUGUUGAAUAAGUGUCAUAAGAGUUACAAGGACCCGCAGAGCUUGGAGAAACCAAGACUAAAAUGUGAAAAAAACUCUAAGAAAAGGCGUAGCAGAUCUCCAGCUAGUAAUGAGAAGGACUCUGAGAUGUCCAGUGAAACAGUCCAGAACCCUGAGGGAGGGGACACAGAGCUGGCCAGUGGAACUCCUCUUGAGGCAACACCUGAGGACAGUGACUCGUCCUCUACCAGUACACCCAUCUUACACCCAUCUUACAUCUUACACCCAUCUUACACCCAUCUUACACCUAUCUUACACCCAUCUUACACCCAUCUUACGAACCUCUAGCCAGACUGAAAAACGCAACCAGUCAAAAGUGUGCUGCAUUUGUAAAAAACUUUUGCCAAAAUCUUACAACAUGCAAGUUCACAUGAGAUCCCACUCAGAUCUGCACCCUCACAAAUGUCCUCAUUGUGGGCAGAUGUUCAAAAACAUCAAUGAUAUGAGAAAGCACAAUGUAAAGAUAGUGUGCAAGGUGCUGCGAGCUGAGUCUGAAGAGGCCCAAGUACAUGCACUCACCCACAGCCCUCUCCACUGCACUGAGUGCAGUAGGAUGUUUGCAGACCCAGAAAAGCUAGACAGGCAUAAGCUGGUGCACAACCCCUUGAAAUGCACCAUGUGUGAAAACAGCUUCAAUGGUGUCAAGCCCAUCAAGAAACACUAUCUGGAUGUCCGUAAAUUCAGCGGGCCAUUCCUCACAUCACUGAACCUGAAAUGGUCCAUCCACACAGACAGUGUUGGGAACAAGGCACAACAGCACCUCUUUAACCUCAGGAGGCUGAAAAAGUUUAGCCUGGCCCCGUAGACCCUCACAAACUUUCUACAGAUGCACCAUUGAGAGCAUCUUGAUUGGCUGUAGAUUGGUUCUCCAGAUUGUGGUUCAGUCAGCCCAACACAUCACUGGGGGCACACUGCCUGCUCUCCAGGAUAUCUACAGCACCCGGUGUCAGAGGAAGAUCAUCAAGGACCUCAGCCACCCGAGCCACGGCCUGUUCACCCCCCUACCAUCUACAACAGGAUUUCCCAAUCCUCGGGACCUCAAGGGUUGCACGUUUUGGUUUUUGCCCUAGCACUACACAGCUGAUUUCAAAUAAUCAACAAAUAAUC
Molecule: messenger RNA, 7691 nt
Organism: Salvelinus fontinalis (brook trout)
Lineage: Eukaryota; Metazoa; Chordata; Actinopteri; Salmoniformes; Salmonidae
Product: zinc finger protein 431-like
Exons: 12
Coding region: 134-1360 (408 amino acids)
Biological process (GO): telomere capping; regulation of telomere maintenance via telomere lengthening
Cellular component (GO): shelterin complex
Molecular function (GO): telomeric repeat DNA binding
Source: RefSeq, a predicted model, not a curated record